Messenger RNA from Parnassius apollo (apollo), 732 nucleotides. The record is from the annotation of a GenBank genome assembly. Lineage: Eukaryota; Metazoa; Arthropoda; Insecta; Lepidoptera; Papilionidae.
AUGCCUCUCGAAAAUCGACCACGACUUCCCCGCAUACCCGUAAGCAAGCAAAAUAGGGCUGUCCUGAGGGCUCUUAACCCAAUACUGGUGACCUAUUUGGAAGCCAGACUGGACCUGUGUGAGACGGACCCAAUUAUUUUUGGCGCCGCAGUCGCAAUUUGCCGUAUUAUUGGCGCCAAAGUUCCCAUGGCUGGACGCGCUACGAAACAAAGUAGCGUCAUCACAGCCCGGAGAAAAAGAUUUGAGGACCGUAUCGCAAAGGCAAGGGCCCUUAUCGGCAGAGUGACAAGCUUCAGGUCAGGUAAUAAUAGACCGAGGGUUGUGGGCACCGUUAGAAUGGCGUUUGCUGGGACAAAUAUCAGUUUUUCUCAGCCGGAUAUCACGCAGAAACUAACGGAGCAUAUAGACGACCUGAAGCAAAAAAUCCCUGCAUGGGGGAAGCGUAUUCGAUUAUUUACCGAGAUUUCAAGGCGAUUCAACCAAGAUCAUCUCUUCCAGAGUGAUCAGAAGAGGCUCUAUAAAUCACUGGAGCAACCAGGGGUAUGUGGAGCGGGCUCAGGAUCAGAUAAGACCAACACUGUCGCAUUCUGGCGUGGCCUGUGGUCAGAGCCCAUAAACCACAGCGAGGGCUCUUGGAUGGAAGUUGUGGCGAGCCAGGCUGCGAGUGUUACUAUGAACCCCGUCAUUAUUAUGCCGGAAUACUGCAUCGUUACUGGCGGAAGGGGUUGGUAG